Fusarium keratoplasticum is the source of this 1587-nucleotide messenger RNA. Its product is annotated as MFS domain-containing protein. Gene Ontology annotation, molecular function: carbohydrate:proton symporter activity. Gene Ontology annotation, biological process: transmembrane transport; carbohydrate transport. Bases 1 to 1587 code for a protein of 528 amino acids. NCBI's taxonomy places the organism in Eukaryota, Fungi, Ascomycota, Sordariomycetes, Hypocreales, Nectriaceae. The record is from RefSeq and is a predicted model, not a curated record. The transcript has 6 exons. Gene Ontology annotation, cellular component: membrane.
AUGGAUUCAUCCGUGUCCCAACCUCGGGGCUUCUUCAAGAAUUACCGAGUGUACAUUCUCGCAACCGUGUCUUACAUGGGAUCUCUGCUAUUCGGCUAUGAUGUCGGUGUCAUGGGAGGACUCCUCCCUUUCGAAAGCUUCAGGCGAGACUUUGGAAUACCAACUGGUUCGUCUGGCUUCGCAGACGGCAGAGUGGCCGAAAUCUCUUCUAACGUCGUCUCCUUGUUGACUGCUGGUUGCUUCUUUGGCGCCUUGUCAGCUGCGAUUGCGAACGAUAGAUACGGAAGACGGUAUUCUCUCAUGGCAUACUCGGUCAUCUUCCUGUUGGGUGCUGCUUUACAGACCGGUGCCCCGAACGACUUGAGCUACCUGUACGCUGGCAGAGUCAUUGCAGGCCUGGGUGUUGGUGGUAUGAGCUCCAUCACUCCAGUCUUUGUUGCCGAGACCGCUCCGGCAGACGUACGAGGCCGUGUGACUGGUCUCUUCCAAGAGUUCCUUGUCCUUGGUAGCACAAUUGCUUACUGGCUCAACUAUGGUAUCGAGCGAGGCAUGCCCGUAUCGAGUGCCCAAUGGAGAAUUCCUCUGGGAGUCCAGAUGAUUCCCGCCGUCUUCCUCUUCAUUGGUCUCAUCCCUCUCAAGGAAUCCCCUCGUUGGCUGGUGGAGAAGGGUCGAGAGGACCAGGCACUGGCAUCUCUGGCUUACAUCCGCAAUAUGCCUGUCGACUCCCACGAGGUGUCUCGCGAGUUCGUCGAGAUCAAGACGUCCCUUGACGAAGAGGAAGGGAAGAUGCGAGAGGCUGUUUGGAAGGAGUGUCUCAAGCCAGGCGUUAGGAACAGGUUUGCUCUGAUCUUUGGCCUGAUGCUUUGCCAGCAGCUUACCGGAACCAACUCGAUCGGAUACUACGCCCCACAGAUUUUCCAAACCGUGGGUCUGUCUGGAGCUGAUGCUUCUCUGUUCGCCACCGGAAUCUAUGGCAUUGUCAAGUUGAUUUUCACCGCCAUCUCCCUACUGUUUGUCAUUGACAAGAUUGGACGACGGUGGGCACAUGUUGGUGGUGGAGCGUGGAUGUCCGCGAUGAUGUUUAUUCUGGCUUCAGUUUUGGCAACUCACCCCCCUAAGGAGGGCGAAGGUGUUUCGUCUGCGUCCAUCGCCAUGUGUGUCCUCAUUUACCUUUAUGUUAUUGCAUACACUGGCUCAUGGGGUCCUGGUCCUUGGAUCUAUGCCGGAGAAAUCUUCCCAACUCACGUCCGAUCUUACGGUGUGGCCUUUGGAGCGGCAACUCAGUGGUUAUUCAACUUCAUGGUAACUCGGGUAACCCCCCAGAUCAUUCAUGAUAUUGGCUGGAAGACCUUCCUCGUUUUUGCUAGUCUGUGCUUUGGGAUGAGCGUGUUUACCUUUUUCUUCAUGAAGGAGACCAAGGGUUUGACGCUUGAGGAGAUUGACCAGCUCUUUGGACUGUCUGAUAUGGAGCAGUUCCAUAACGAUGUUGAGAGGAGGAUGACCAAGCUGGAGGGACUCGAUCCUGUUAUGACGACGGCGACGGUUGAGGAGGAAAAGGGGGGUGCUAAGCAGGAGGAGGCCAAGUAG